AAUGAUACGUCUGUCUCUGUCUAGAGGCUAUCUUCAACUUGACCUUUUAUUAUACUUGUAUUCAUUCUUAAAGUGUAAUGCGUAGGAGAUGCUCGUUUUAUUAAAAAUAAUAAGGAAAUAAGUGAAAUAUUAGUGAAUAUACUUUUAAAAUGCUCAGAGCCCUCCUGCUAGCGACAACCCUAGUGCUCACACAGCAGCAGACACCCCUAUCACCAUGCCCGAACGUGUUCAGUUACGAGCCACCAGGAACGGAGCCCGGCCGGUGGUACGGAGUGGUGAAUCUGUCCACGGACAGCAUACUACACUCAUUGUGGAUCAACGUUGUGCUGGACAGCAAAGCUGAUAUACUAGGAAACUGGGUCGGCGACGUAACAACCACAGACAACACAGACUUCAAAAUAGAAAACACAAAGAUGAAAAUCCAUCCCGGCCCCGCGACCGCCGUGCGAUUUUUCGUCCAAUACAACCCUUUAAAUAAGGCCCCAAAGUUACAAGUCAUACGGCUGAAUGGAAGAGAAAUAUGCAAUGCUAAUAAUCCACAGCCGGCAAUUGAUAGGCCUGAUGAGAGGCGGACGACGGCCAGGCCUCUAAGGCCGGAUGAUUCUCAGUCCAGGCCUGUACUAAGGCCGGAUGAUUCUCAGUCCAGGCCUGUACUAAGGCCGGAUGAUUCGGCCAGGCCUGUAGUAAGGCCAGAUAAUAUUCCUCAAGCCAAGCCUGUUCAGGGGCAACAGGCGGGGGCAGGGCCGGUGUAUUCGUCGACGCAGGGCCCACCGCAGAACCCGGUUAAUCUUAAUAUGAACGACUAUUUCUCAGGCGGGCAACCUACGUUCAUCGUCCCAAGCAGGCCUAACAACAACAACAAUAAUAACAACAAUAACAAUAGAGGGCAGGCGGAAUGUGGCAAGGUGGUGCGAAACAACCCUAACCCGUUGGUUGUGAACGGUCGUCCAACUCUGGAGGGGCAGUGGCCGUGGCAAAUAGCGUUAUACCAAACACAGACUGUCGACAACAAGUACAUCUGCGGCGGCACCCUCGUAACUCGCAGCCACGUGAUCACUGCCGCUCACUGCGUUACCCGCAAGGGCUCCAGUCGUGUGGUCAACCAGAACACACUUACUGUUUAUUUGGGCAAGCACAAUCUUAGGACGUCUGUUGAAGGCGUACAGAUAAAGCUGGUCUCUGAGAUUCGAGUACACCCUCAAUACAACGCGUCAUCCUACAGCCGGGACGUCAGCGCACUCAAGCUUAGAGAACGGGUUACUUACAGCGAGUUCGUGCGUCCCGCGUGCCUCUGGCCAGACAAUGAAGUGGAUCUGUCGAAUGUCAUAGGGAAGAAAGGAUCGGUGGUGGGCUGGGGCUUCGAUGACAAGGGCGUAGCCACCGAAGAGCUGACCCUCGUGGAGAUGCCGGUGGUAGACCAGGAGACCUGCAUCAGAUCCUACAGCGAGUUCUUCGCUCGCUUUACUUCAGAGUACACUUUUUGUGCCGGUUACAAAGAUGGAGCCGUCGAUAAAAGAACAGGCACUAGGAAAAGCAGCUCAGUAUGCAACGGCGACAGCGGCGGCGGAAUGGUGUUCUUAAUGCGCAAUUCCUGGUACCUACGCGGGCUCGUGUCGUUGUCCGUCGCGCGACACAACGAGUACCGGUGCGACCCGACGCAUUACGUCGUGUUCACGGACUUGGCCAAGUUCCUGCCGUGGAUCCAGCAGAAUAUUAGCGACGAAUAGUAGUUAGGCAAUUGCUUGUUUAAAUUUAGGGUCAUUUAACCCUUUUAACGCAACGCCUAUCAUGUACGGCGCGUUAUUGUGCACCUUUUCGGAAUGCACGAAGGUAGAAGUAGAAGGUAAGAUAUUAGGCUGUAGCCGCUGUUAGUUGAUGUCUUUGGCGGUGAACGGGUUAAGUAAAGUUCACGCCCUUACAAACUCUAAAACCACCUAAAAUAGUCCAGAACAGCAACUACCGUCCAAAGACAGUUUUGAACGAUUCACGGUUAGUUUUACUAGACUUAUGUUGACCGGGAUAUGGACCGAUUACCUUUUGUAUUGUUUUCGAGCUCCCGAUAUUUCGACGCAGUCACAUGCAUCUUCACCCACCCCACCCGCUAUCUUCGGUUACCCGUGAACAAGAUGCAUAUAACUGCGUCGAAAUAUCGGGAGCUCGAAAAAAAUAGAAAAGGCAAUCACAGUCCAUAUACCGGUCAUUAUAAGUCUACCGUCCAAAGGUUUAAAAAAAUCUGUCAAUUCUGAAUGUUUGUUUGGUUUUCGAGGUUGUAGACAUAGUGACAUCAUUUUCAGUAGGACCUAUGCCUAUAGUCAACUCACGGAGUAUGGCGACGGGUUAAAUAAAUACCAUACUAUUUCAGGAUUGUAUGCCUCAAGUGAAGUGACGAGCAGGCCUUAUGGCUGAUUGAUUUAACCGUGUUACUUAAUUUUUAAAAUUGUGCGUUAUCGAAACAAAGAGCAUCUAAUAUCAAUAUUACCAAUUAUCUUAUUUUCAUAUCUACUAAAUUGCUGUAUGUACAGGGGGCCCAUUUUUGAAUUUCGACCGGUCAAUUUAGUGUUUUUCGUUCAAUAAUAUCUUCACUACUAUGCAUUUAAAUUCUAGUAAUAGAAUUAAAAACGGGUGGUUUAUUAACCACCAAUAAUAGAUUCCCAAUUUCUAUUGCUCGUAUUUCAAAAAUUAGCAUUUCACCGAUUUUCGAGUGACGAAAUCGAGCGAUCAAAAAUCACACCCCAGAUCGUACAAGGUGCGGAAAGUUAUCAAAAAAUUGUCUGGUUUACUAAUAUUUUCUGGACUGCAUUUUUUUUCUCCAAAAUGUCUGUUCUCCAUAAAGAAAUGCGAGAUGUUUCCGAACCACCAUGUGGAAAAUGCUGUGUGGAAGUCAAAGCUUGUAUGUUUCUCAUCUCCUUGAAAAGAUCUUUAUCUCCUUUAUGAAAUGAAAUAUGUGAACCGAAUGCAAUCUAAAGGGGCCCACUGAUUACCAGUCCGCCAGACGAUAUCGG
Messenger RNA from Cydia strobilella, 3002 nucleotides. RefSeq names its product proclotting enzyme-like. Lineage: Eukaryota; Metazoa; Arthropoda; Insecta; Lepidoptera; Tortricidae. The transcript has 10 exons. Bases 150 to 1727 code for a protein of 525 amino acids. The record is from RefSeq and is a predicted model, not a curated record. Gene Ontology annotation, molecular function: serine-type endopeptidase activity. Gene Ontology annotation, biological process: proteolysis.